Molecule: messenger RNA, 3169 nt
Organism: Phacochoerus africanus (Common warthog)
Lineage: Eukaryota; Metazoa; Chordata; Mammalia; Artiodactyla; Suidae
Gene: CDC14B
Product: cell division cycle 14B
Exons: 14
Coding region: 680-2026 (448 amino acids)
Biological process (GO): protein dephosphorylation; positive regulation of cytokinesis; regulation of exit from mitosis
Cellular component (GO): mitotic spindle; spindle pole; centrosome
Molecular function (GO): protein serine/threonine phosphatase activity; protein tyrosine/serine/threonine phosphatase activity
Source: RefSeq, a predicted model, not a curated record
AGGCCUUUAAAGGAACGAGUGACCUCCGUUUUAGAGUCAUCCUUAAAUUUUGAGCAGUUUUGAACAGGUCCAGGGCCUGCUGGCGUCCUGGAGGCUGGGCCUCUCCGCCCGGCCCGGCUGCCGCGCCCCCUGGUGGCGGUGGCGAGGACGGCCGAGCGCGCGCCUGAAGGUCAGGUCUACCCCCCUGAACCCCGGAGCCCCAUCGUCCCGAAAAAUGCUUUCUAAUCGCUUUCGGAGCCGCUGUCUUUAACAAGAAAGCUCUCGGUGUUUGGCUCUCUGCCUCUUCGCCUUGGUUCCCGACUUGGAGCGCAGAAUUUUAGCACUGCAGGGGCUUGGCGCCGCGGAUGGUGUCGGAUGGUGUCCCCGGAUGGUGUCCCCGAGGCGGGGCAAAGCUCAGCCUGUGCAGUGUGGGGUGGUUUCCGCACCCUACUCCCUCGGCUCCCUCGCCUCCCCGUUUGGGGUGUUUGAGAAGUUUUGAACUUCCGGGGUUGGCUCGCCCAGGAUUGCGGUGGGGUGGGCGGCCGAGGGGCGUCGCUGUGCUCAGGGCUUGGGCGCGGCCCUUUAAACUUUUGUUUUUUUAAACUUGCGGGGGUGUGGUUGUGCGUCGGUCCUCUCUCCGCUGGUUGCUCCCUGGCCACCCGGUCCUUCCCCCGCCCCUCCUUCCAGAUGCUGUGGAGUCAUGAGCCGGGAGGGCGCAGGGACCCCUCUGGUGGCCGAAGUGAUUAAAGAUCGCCUUUGUUUUGCCAUUCUCUACAGCAGACCAAAGAGUUCAUCAAAUAUACAUUAUUUCUGCAUAGAUAAUGAACUUGAAUAUGAAAACUUCUAUGCAGAUUUUGGACCACUCAAUCUAGCAAUGGUUUACAGAUACUGCUGCAAGAUAAAUAAGAAAUUAAAGUCCAUUACAAUGCUAAGAAAGAAAAUUAUUCAUUUUACUGGCCCCGAUCAGAGAAAACAGGCAAAUGCUGCUUUCCUUAUUGGAUGUUAUAUGGUUAUAUAUUUGGGGAAAACUCCAGAAGAAGCAUAUAGAAUAUUAAUGUUUGGAGAUACGUCCUAUAUUCCUUUCAGAGAUGCUGCCUAUGGGAGUUGCAAUUUCUACAUUACGCUUCUCGACUGUUUUUAUGCAGUAAAGAAGGCAAUGCAGUAUGACUUCUUUAAUUUCAACUCAUUUAACCUUGAUGAAUAUGAAUACUAUGAAAAAGCAGAAAAUGGAGAUUUAAAUUGGAUCAUACCAGACCGAUUUCUUGCCUUCUGUGGACCUCAUUCAAGAACCAGACUUGAAAGUGGUUACCACCAACAUUCUCCUGAGGCUUAUAUUCCAUAUUUUAAGAAUCACAACGUUACUACCAUUAUUCGACUGAAUAAAAGGAUGUAUGAUGCCAAACGCUUUACAAAUGCUGGUUUCGACCACUAUGAUCUUUUCUUUGCGGAUGGCAGCACCCCGACCGAUGCCAUAGUCAAAGAAUUUCUGGAUAUUUGUGAAAAUGCCGAGGGUGCCAUUGCUGUGCACUGUAAAGCUGGCCUUGGACGAACAGGCACUUUGAUAGCCUGCUACAUCAUGAAGCAUUACAGGAUGACAGCAACUGAGACCAUUGCUUGGGUCAGAAUCUGCAGACCUGGCUCAGUUAUUGGGCCUCAGCAACAAUUUUUGAUGAUGAAACAGGCAAGCCUCUGGAUGGAAGGUGACUAUUUUCGUCAAAAGUUAAGGGGUCAGGAGAAUGGAAAACACAGAGCAGCUGUCUCAAAACUCCUCUUGGCUGUUGAUGACAUUUCAAUCAAUGGGGUCGAGAAUCAAGACAAGCAGGAACCUGAACUGUACAGUGAUGAUGACGAAAUCAACGGAGUGACACAAGGUGAUAGACUUCGGGCUCUGAAAAGCAGAAGACAAUCCAAGCCAAACGCUAUUCCCCUCACAUGUUCCCUAGCUGUGCUGACCUCUGCCCUGUGUAGUGUUGUCAUCUGGUGGAUUGUGUGUGACUACAUUCUCCCCAUCCUGCUGUUCUGUCUCGAUGGUUUAAGAACACAGUAGCAUCAGGAUCCUUUGACAGGUAGCUGCUGUUCCAUCCAUUUCAAGGACUAAAACAGUCUUGCGUUAAGUAAAAAACCUGUGACCAGAACUGAAAGAAGACUCUAGGAACCAGAAAACUACAACAGGACUUAAGCACAAUUUAUUUGGAAAACCAAACAAAAUUUCAAAAGCCUUAGCUGCUUUCCACCUAAGACGAUUAUUCCAUGAAGCAAAUGUCCACUGGAAUUCGCAUAACUGCAUGAGUUUGGGUACAAGCGAAUGACUGGAGGAGGGCCCACCUCUUCUUUUUGUAGAAACGUCUGGAGUUUCACACCAGAAAGGCUGUUGUCUGUGCGUCUCAGGUGUAAAUAUCCAAGCCCUCUGUUAUCAGGAGAGCUGACUAGUCUCUGUGGUGCAUGUGUGUCCUUGUGAUGGCAAUCAUUUUAGCUGCUGGCCUUCAGAAGAACUGAAGAUCUGAUGGAGGUUUUUUUACUUAUUUAUUUGCUCUUCAUCCUGUGUCCAAAUUUAUACAGCUACAGCAAGCAUUACCGAAACGGUACACUCUGUAAUUUGGUACUAUUUGGUUUCGUCCCCUUCCCGUCCAUAUUUGUAAUAACUGUUACGGUUAACUCUAAGUACCCAAGCUGCUUGUCUUCCACCAAAGAGUGCUUUAUUAACGAGAAUCUGUGAACACCACAUUUAGAGACUGUUGCAUGUUGCCUGAUACAAAGUAGUAUUUUGGUAACCUAAAACUUUGGCAAGCGAAUGUUCACAGUAGCUUUAGAAGACUCAGGAGGAGAAACUGGCUUCCGAGUUGGAAGAUUGUUGUUCUGUCGUUCCUUUUGAUGUCAUUUCGAGACCGAAGAAUGCCAAGGCUGCCCACUCUUUGGUUGUCCAGUCAUACAAAUUAAAAUCACAUUUGCUUCCAUGCAGGGAAACAACCCCACGCUGUUGGCCUUCCUCCUGGAAACAGUGAUCCCAAAUAAUGGUGACUUUUUAAAACCAGUGACUUUGUUAGGGUCCCUCUCCUCUGUAGCACUGUGGAUUUUUUUUUUUUGUGGUGUGACCGAGGCCCUUCACAUGCCCUUUGAUUUCAGUGACAGUUAUUUGCAUCUGGAUUUCAGUUGUUUGUAAUUAAACUCACUGUUGCCUUGGGUUAGGGAA